UGUACACAAUAAUAGAAAUAAAUAGUGAAACAAUUUGAUUUACAAUGGAAUUUACAGAAAGUAUGGACUUGGAAAAUGAACGAGUAUUAAAAUUAAUAUUCCCAAAUGGAAUCCCAGAUAAUCUGCGUGGCAAUCCGGAGCUGGAUAAAUAUUUGGCCAAAUUGGGCACCUGCAAGGUGGAACAACUGAAGAAGGAGCAAACGCGGCUGGCCGACGAGACGAAGCGCAUAUUGGAGCAAACCCAAGAGCUGGCCAUAUCCAAUUACAAAACAUUCAUCACAACAGCCGAGAACUCUCGUUCAAUAUUCAAUGAAUUUAAAAAGGCCGAGGAUCAGGUGGAUACCCUGAUUGGCAAAUUGCCUGCCUUCAGCGCCAAGUGUGAGGAAUUUCUGGCCGAAUCUGCUGAACUGACCGAGCAGCGGCGUCUCAACAGCAUAACACUGCACAAAAAUGCUCAACUGCUGGAGAUACUCGAGCUGCCGCAGCUAAUGGAACGUUGCAUACGCGAAGGUCGCUAUGAAGAGGCGCUAGAGCUGGCUAGCUACGUCCAGCGUUUGGGCCAGCAUCAAGGUCAUCUUAUACCCGUUGUCAAUAGUAUUGUGCGCUCAGUCGAGGCUUUGUGGCAUACGAUGCUGGCGCAGCUAGUGGCACAGCUGCGCCUGGAUCUGCAGCUACCCAAAUGCUUGCAAAUUGUGGGGUAUUUGCGACGCAUGCAGGCGUUUGGCGACAAUGAGUUGAAAUUGAAGUUUUUGCAGGCGCGCGACGCUUGGUUGACAUCGUGUUUGGAGGCUAUACCAAAAGCAGACGCUCAGCAUCACUUGACAAAGACCAUCGAAAUAACGCGCAUCAAUCUGUUCAACAUUAUAACGCAAUAUCGCGCAAUUUUUCCGGAGGCGGAGCACGGCAACAAGUCGACCCCAUUGAAGCAGCUGCAGGGAGUCACCUGCGAUGGCAACAGACUCUUUGAGGCCUGGCUGCAUAAUAAGAUAAAUACAUUCCUGCUAACACUUGAGGAGGAUCUGGAACGUGGCGUCAGCUCGAUUGAAACAGUUCUGGGGCAAUGCAUGUAUUUCGGGCUGUCCUUCAGUCGUGUGGGUGCAGAUUUUCGAGCACUGAUUGCGCCCAUUUUCGUGCGCGUGGUGCGCAACAAGUUCGAGUCGAGCAUUAUGCAAGUGAAUGAGAACUUUGAGAAGGAGCUGGACAAGUUCACGCUGAUCAACAAAGUGAGCCUGCACACGCGCAAGCAACUCGAUACGUCUGCCUUGUCUGGCAGCGAACGAGAUGUGGAAUCGUAUGCGCCGCCCGAGACAUUGCUCGACUUUUAUCCACUUGCGGUGCUGUGCAACGGGUAUCUGAAUGCCCUCAAUGAGCUGCGCCUGUGUGCGCCCUUUGCCGUUGCCACCGAUGUCACCUGUUGCCUGCAGAGCUCGCUGCAAAUGGUGGCGCAACGCGUGCUCGCCUUCUACCGCCAGGAGCAGCAGGCCUUUACGCCCAACGAGCGCGAGACGUUUGCCAAACUCUGCUCCUGCUUCGCCUACGACCUGGUGCCCUAUGUGCAGCGCUGCAUCCACGGUGUCUUCCCACCCCAGUCCAUAACGGUGCACCUUGGCAUAAGCCUGCUGCAGCUGGAGCAGCAGCAGCUGACGUUCUUGCUGCAGCCUCAGAUACUGGAACCCCUGAAGCACCUGCUGCCCAGCAAAGUUCUAAUUCAUCCCACUGCUGCAUUGGCUACUACAGAGCCUACGCCAAUUGCUACAGAGGGCUAAACCAUGCCCAAAU
This is a messenger RNA of Drosophila arizonae, 1779 nucleotides long. It is a transcript of the gene Cog8, whose product is annotated as conserved oligomeric Golgi complex subunit 8. The record is from RefSeq and is a predicted model, not a curated record. Gene Ontology annotation, biological process: intra-Golgi vesicle-mediated transport. NCBI's taxonomy places the organism in Eukaryota, Metazoa, Arthropoda, Insecta, Diptera, Drosophilidae. Gene Ontology annotation, cellular component: COG complex.